Komagataella phaffii GS115 is the source of this 432-nucleotide messenger RNA. RefSeq lists its product as hypothetical. The transcript has a single exon. Gene Ontology annotation, biological process: protein transport. The record is from RefSeq and is a predicted model, not a curated record. Bases 1 to 432 code for a protein of 143 amino acids. NCBI's taxonomy places the organism in Eukaryota, Fungi, Ascomycota, Pichiomycetes, Pichiales, Pichiaceae.
AUGUUUGACCUACAAGCCAUAUACGAUGACUUUAUCACAGACUUUGACAUCUAUAACCUCAUAAGAAUAGUCAUCAUAGUUGGAGGAUAUAUUUUUUUGAGAGGAAUCGUGUCAACAGAGCUGAAGAAACGGCAAUUAAAAAAACAACUUGAGAGCGAUCGGAAGAAGAAACUAUUGGCACAGGGUCUCGUAGACAAUGAUGCAUACGAUGUAAUUCAUCCCGAAGAGGGAGCUUCUGGAGUCCAGGUUGAAGAAGAGAUCAUAGAUGACGGCUCUUGGGGGUGGGGUAAGAAGACCAGAAAAGAGUACAACAGAAAGGCCAAAAUUUUUGAGGAGACAAUCAAGAGGGAACUUGAGGCUAAGCAAGCGUUAAGAUCUGAGUUUAAUGAAGAUUCUGAUCAGGACAUUGCUGAUCUUUUAGAGGAUGACUAG